CGUGUGAUGAAGACAUGAAAUGCCACGCCCACCGCUCAACGUCUCUCUCUUCUUCCUAACCGUCACUCCGUAUUUCUCGAAUCCCAAAACCCAAAUGUUUAAAUUACCCAGUCAUUCCUCCUCCUCCUCCUCCUCACCAAUUUUUUCUGAGCCUGUUGCAAUAACCUCCAAAUAUUUUUUGUGGUCAACACUGAAGAGGUUAUAUUCAAUUGUUGCUUCUCUUUCCAAUCAUGAAAGAAUUCCACGAAUAUAUUUCUCAUGAUUCAUUGAUGUGAAUACAUAAAUCAUAAUUUAUCUUCAAAUUUUCAUAUUCUUUCAUGUAAAUAGAUAUCUCUGAAUGCAAACACCUCUCAAUCUCAAUCCUAUAAUGCCGCCUUCCGCAGCAGGCUCCUUCCGAUCCCAUUCCACCAAGCAUCGCCACAACUUCCGCCUCUCUUCCCCUCGCUCUGAAUCCCCCUCCCCCAAUCACCGCAGGCAUAUUCGCCGAUCGGCCUCGUCGCUCCAGCCGCAGAUGUCGGUGAUGAUCAACGACAUUGUGGGCAAGGGAAUCUCUGGGAUUUUGUACAAAUGGGUGAACUACGGCAGAGGGUGGCGCCGGCGUUGGUUCGUUUUGCAGGACGGUGUUAUGUCGUAUUAUAAGCUUCACGGCCGUGAUAAGAUCACAGUCAAUCAGGACACGGAGAGGGGAUCCAAGGUGAUCGGAGAAGCGUCGUUCCGGAGGGUAUGUAGUCGGGAAAUUAGGCACUCGCAACCUCGGUGCAAGCCUUUCGGGGAAAUCCACCUCAAGGUUUCUUCUAUACGGGAGAGCAGAACAGAUGACAGGAGGUUUUCAAUAUUUACUGGCACAAAGAGGCUGCAUUUAAGGGCAGAAACUCGGGAGGAUCGGAUGUUAUGGAUGGAGGCAUUGCGGGCCAUGAAGGAGCUGUUCCCUCGUGUGUCAAACAAUGAGCUUAUGGCUCCUUCUGAAAAUGUUGUUGUCUCGACUGAGAAGCUGAGGCAACGGUUGUCAGAGGAGGGCAUUUCCGAGUCUGCAAUUCAGGACAGUGAGCAGAUCAUGAAGAGCGAGUUUACCAAGAUGCAUAGCCAACUUAUGGUUCUCAAGCAAAGGCAGGUGAUCCUUGUUGAUGCAUUGAGGCACUUAGAGGCAGAAAAAGUGGACUUGGAAAACACACUUGUUGAUGAGAGCCAAAGACAAUCUAAGGCGCAAGAGGCUUCUUCAACUGCUAGGCAACACCAAGAUGAUGAAGGAAGUGCAAGUGACUCUGAUGUCGACAAUGAUGGACAUGAUGCUGCAGAGGAAGACACAGAUGAUGAUGAUGAUGAUGAGUUCUUUGAUACUCAGGAUUUCCUCUCAUCAAGUUCCUUAAAAUGCAGAGGAUCUGAUUUUCGGAGAUUGUCAUUUGAUACUGAUGACCAAGAACCUCUCAAUUCUAUGGAUGAUAUUGAUUCUUCCACUAGAUCUAAUGGAACUAAUUAUCCUCAUGUUAGGCGCCGAAAUAAAUUGCCUGAUGCAGUUGAAAAAGAGAAAGGAGUCAGUCUCUGGUCAAUAAUCAAAGAUAACAUUGGCAAGGAUCUCACCAAAGUUUGUCUUCCAGUUUACUUCAAUGAGCCCAUCUCUUCCCUACAAAAAUGUUUUGAAGAUCUGGAAUACUCAUACCUUCUCGAUCAAGCGUAUGAAUGCGGUAAAAUGGGUAAUAGCCUUCUGAGGAUCCUAAAUGUAGCAGCAUUUGCUGUAUCUGGCUAUGCUUGUACUGAUGGUAGAAAUUGUAAGCCAUUUAAUCCAUUAUUGGGGGAGACAUAUGAGGCUGAUUACCCAGAUAUGGGCCUGCGUUUUAUCUCAGAGAAGGUUAGUCACCACCCUAUGAUUGUUGCAUGCCAUUGUGAGGGUCAUGGUUGGAAACUAUGGGGAGACAGCAACCUAAAAAGUAAAUUCUGGGGCCGUUCUAUUCAGCUUGAUCCUGUAGGUCUUUUGACUUUGGAGUUUGAUGAUGGAGAAGUUUUUCAGUAUAGGAAGGUAACGACAUCCAUCUACAACCUGAUUUUAGGGAAACUCUACUGUGAACAUUAUGGCACAAUGCAUAUACGAGGAAAUCGUGACUACUCUUGUAAGAUAAAAUUCAAGGAGCAGUCUAUUGUUGAUCGAAAUCCUCAUCAGGUACAAGGCAUAGUUCAAGACAGGAAAGGGAAAACAGUAGCAACAUUGUUCGGGAAGUGGGAUGAGAGCAUGCAUUAUAUGAAUGGAGACUGUUCUGGGAAAGGAAAAGGAUCAGAUCCAUCAUCAGAGGCACAAUUGCUUUGGAAACGGAGCAAACCAUCCAAAUUCCAAACUAAAUAUAACUUUUCAAGUUUUUCUAUGACCCUAAACGAGCUCACCCCAGGACUUGAGGAAAAGCUGCCGCCAACAGACUCAAGGCUCAGACCUGAUCAGAGAUGUUUAGAGAACGGGCAAUAUGAAAUGGCCAAUUCAGAGAAGUUGAGGCUGGAGCAGAGGCAGCGUCAGGCCAGCAAGAUGCAGGAGAGAGGUUGGAAGCCGAGAUGGUUUGCGAAGGAGAAAGGUGAGAAUGCAUACCGCUAUGUUGGCGGUUAUUGGGAGACCAGGGAAGCUGGGAAGUGGGAAUCAUGUCCUGAUAUCUUUGGCCAAGUUCACAAGGAUCAUACUUUGGACUCAUAAAAUGCUGAAGAGCCCCUCCAUUCUUUUAUUAUUAUCACUAUUAGUAUUAUUUUUGUCAAGUUGUGUCCAUUCUUUUUCCCAAAUAUAUACCACAAAAUUGUCCCCCAUGCUUGUAUUUUUAGCCAAUUGAGAUACCACAGGAAAUGCAUUGAAAAACUAUUAAUAAGUUGCACUUUUUUUUUUCCGUCUUC
Messenger RNA from Vitis vinifera (wine grape), 2862 nucleotides. Its product is annotated as oxysterol-binding protein-related protein 1C. Gene Ontology annotation, molecular function: sterol binding. The coding region runs from base 338 to 2671 and encodes 777 amino acids. Gene Ontology annotation, cellular component: cytosol; intracellular membrane-bounded organelle; membrane. Lineage: Eukaryota; Viridiplantae; Streptophyta; Magnoliopsida; Vitales; Vitaceae. The transcript is spliced from 10 exons. The record is from RefSeq and is a predicted model, not a curated record.